Thermochaetoides thermophila DSM 1495 is the source of this 1326-nucleotide messenger RNA. RefSeq names its product C-terminal domain kinase-like protein. Bases 1 to 1326 code for a protein of 441 amino acids. Gene Ontology annotation, molecular function: cyclin-dependent protein serine/threonine kinase activator activity. Gene Ontology annotation, biological process: positive regulation of DNA-templated transcription, elongation; regulation of transcription by RNA polymerase II. The transcript is spliced from 3 exons. The record is from RefSeq and is a predicted model, not a curated record. Gene Ontology annotation, cellular component: cyclin/CDK positive transcription elongation factor complex; nucleus. Lineage: Eukaryota; Fungi; Ascomycota; Sordariomycetes; Sordariales; Chaetomiaceae.
AUGGCUCCGCAGCCGGACCAGUCGCCGGCUCCGGCAGUUAACGGUACCACUGCUGAGGAGCAUCCUCCGAUCGGGCCACCCUCCGGUCUCUCCGUCAUACGCACCCAGUACAGCUCAGAGCAAUCUCUGCGGCAGAUGCUAAAGAAUAUCGGCUAUGAUGAGGCGCGUGAAGACACUCUACGCUUAAAAGGAGUCCAAUUGAUAGAUACCGUCCGUCAGAGUUUGCAAUUACCCGUCAGGACAUUUGAUACAGCCGCGAUAUAUUAUCAUAAGUUCCGUAUGAGGUUUCCAAGCCAUGAAUACGCUUAUGAGGAUGUUGCUUUGGCAUCUCUAUUUGUUGCCUGCAAGGCCGAAGAUACCAUCAAAAAGUCUAAGGAGAUACUUUGUGCUGCACACAACCUCCGUCAGCCACAUGAUCAUAAAACGCCAGACGACAAGGUCUUCGAACCACAAACCCGGGUUAUUAUCGGCCUAGAGAGAUACAUCCUCGAGACCAUUGGCUUCGAUUUCCGGGUUCAAUACCCCCAGAAAUUGCUCAUCAAGAUGGUUCGCAAGAUGUUUCCCCGAGAAGAUGCCAGCCAACAAGAGGAAGGGAAACAAUUCCUUCGUGUGGCCUACGACAUGGCCAUUGACAUCUACAAGACCUUUGCUCCAAUCAAGCAGACCAGUUUCACAUUAGUACUGGCAAUAUUGGAGCUUACAUCUCUUCUCUUGGACACAGAUGCCGAAAAGAUGAGGGCAUUCAAGGAAGCGGCAUCUUGGCAUAGCGAGAAGGCAGCUGUUUUCGAGACCUUGUUGGAUCUUCUGGAUCUGUACACGCAAUUUCCAAAAUCCACCAAGAUCGGCCUUCGUUUCGAACUCAAAAAGCUGAUGGACGUCAAGAUUGAGAUCAAUAAUUUGAUGACUCGGGAAAAAUACCAGCGUUACCAGGGCUGGUGUGAUCGAUGCGCGCCAGAUCCACAUGACACUAGGUCUCUCACUCCUAGCUCAAUAACAUCACCUGCGACAAAUCCUUCGCUUUCCGGAACCACAUCUGUCAAGCGUAAAGCUACAUCCACCGAGGGGACAAUGCGGUUCGUAUUUGACGCGGAUGAGGCACGAAAGGAGAAAGCGCUUGUCGACCGUUACUUCAUCGAUGAGUACGAAGAGCACGAGAUCGAGGUGGAGGAGCCCAUCAAGGAGCCCGAACCUCGGCAUAAUAGCAGAAACACGCACCCUCCACAUCGCGGCAUGCAAGGCGAUCACGGAUGGCCCGGUUACCAUCGGAGUAGCAGGCAUGGACUCCAUAACGAUCGGCAUCGGAGUCGAAGAGGUCACGGGUAUUGA